Schistosoma intercalatum is the source of this 825-nucleotide messenger RNA. The record is from the annotation of a GenBank genome assembly. NCBI's taxonomy places the organism in Eukaryota, Metazoa, Platyhelminthes, Trematoda, Strigeidida, Schistosomatidae.
AGUUAAACAGACUAAAGUCUGCCAAUACAACCUCGUUAGUUCUCAAACAAACUCCAUUGGAAGAAGUAAGCAUCAUCUGCGAUAUUUCUACAGGUCAACCAAGACCAUUUAUUCCAAAGCCGCUAAGGCGAAACAUUUUCGAAGCCAUGCACAAUAUUUCGCAUCCCGGAAUAAAGGCCACCAUCAAACUAAUCAGCGAACGUUUCGUAUGGCCAAGUAUGAAUCGGGAUAUUCGUAAUUGGACGCAAGCGUGUAUAAAAUGCCAGAGAGUUAAGAUACAUCGCCACACCAGUUCCGCAGUAGGUCAUUUCCGUCAUCCCGAUAACAGAUUCGAGCACGUACAUAUCGAUAUUAUAGGACCACUGCCGGUUUCGAAUGGUUUCAGUUACAUUUUCACUUGCAUUGAUAGAUUCACACGAUGGCCUGUAGCUGUGCCCAUAAAAGAUAUUACAGCCGAAACUAUCGCAAAAACCCUAGUAGAGCAUUGGAUUUCCCAUUAUGGUGCACCUACUAAUAUCACAACCGAUAGAGGAGCUCAAUUCGAGAGCCGCCUCUUCCAACAACUCACAGAACUACUCGGAAUCAAACGAAUUCGCACAACAUCCUACCAUCCGAUGUCGAAUGGUAUGGUAGAGAGAUUGCAUCGGCAACUUAAAGCUUCUCUUACAGCUGUCAUCAGCAAUAACGAUUGGGCCAGCAAGCUACCGUUAGUCAUGUUGAGCUUAAGAUCAACAAUCAAACAAGAUAUAGAAUGCUGCCCAGCAGAGUUGGUUUAUGGAACCACACUACGUCUGCCAGGAGAGUUUUUCACUGCAGGUAAAAGCG